Molecule: messenger RNA, 909 nt
Organism: Colletotrichum phormii
Lineage: Eukaryota; Fungi; Ascomycota; Sordariomycetes; Glomerellales; Glomerellaceae
Product: plant basic secretory protein
Exons: 1
Coding region: 1-909 (302 amino acids)
Source: RefSeq, a predicted model, not a curated record
AUGUCGUCCACCGCCGCAGAAUCAACCCCAUCCUCCGAGGCACCAGGCUCCGGCCCGGUGCCCCCGGCCGCGACCCCGCUCCCCGUCCACCUCAAGCAGUCAUCAGAUCAGCAACCGCUAGCCCCCGCCGCCGGCGCCAGCAAACACCCCCGGCCCCGUCCCGUCCCGGACUUCGCCCUCCCCAAGCUCCGCCUCGAGAUCCGCGACCUCAACGACCAAGCCGCAACCCACUUCCUCUCCGCCGUCAACGCCAGCACCGCCCUCGCAACCGCCGUCCGCUCCGUCCUCACCCUCCUCUACGAAUCCCCCUCCAACCACACAACCCACGUCCCGCCAACCCGCUCCGUCACCCUCAUCCUCCGCCCCAUGGGCGGCGUCGCCUACACCACGGGCUCCGACCUCGACGACGACCACAAGGAAAUCCACUUCUCCCUCUCCUACAUCGCCGGCAUCCCCGCCGACCGCCGCACCGACGAGAUCAUGGGCGUCCUCACCCACGAAAUGGUCCACUGCUUCCAGCACAACGCCCAGGGAACCUGCCCGGGGGGUCUGAUCGAGGGUAUCGCCGACUGGGUCCGCCUCAACGCCGACCUGAGCCCGCCCCAUUGGAAGCGCGAUGCGAGCGGGAACUGGGAUGGCGGGUACCAGCACACGGGCUACUUCCUUGACUACCUCGAGGCGCGCUUCGGCGAGGGCACCGUGAGGAGGAUCAAUGAGAAGCUCCGUACCCAGAGAUACAAGGAGAAGGAGUUCUGGACCGAGAUUGUGGGCAGGCCCGUCGAGCAGCUGUGGAAGGAUUACGGCGAUAAGAUGAAGGAGGAGGAGACCGUGAUUGUAAACAAGGACGACAUUUCGGACGAUGAUGUUAGAUUGGGGAGGAUCAGAGCCGCCGAUGAGGUUCCGCAGUGA